AUGUCAGUGGUGGCGGUUGUUUUCGUGUUUGCUUUCAUUCCCAGCUCAGCACAGCAGGCAGGGACGCUGAAGCAAGAAGGGAAUCCCACCAUAUCGGUAAAGGAAUGUACCAAGGCAGGUGGCUGCAGCACCCGGAACAAAAAGUUAGUAUUGGAUGCCAACUGGCGGUGGAUUCACACCACGCAGGGCUACAGCAACUGCUACACGGGCAAUCAGUGGGACACUUCCAUUUGCACGGAUGGUGACACGUGUGCUCGCAACUGUGCUUUGGAAGGUGUGGAUGCUCAGCAGUAUCAGAAUACAUAUGGCAUCACAAGCAUCCCGGGGGGUGUCCGCCUUGGCUUUGUCACCGGUGCGAAUGUUGGUUCGCGGCUAUUCCUCCUUGAAGAUGACGAUACCUACAUGAUGUUCAAGUUGAAGAACCGGGAGUUUGCCCUGGACGUGGAUUCCUCCCAGGUGCAUUGUGGCAUGAACGGUGCCAUGUACUUCUCAGAGAUGGCAGCCAAUGGCGGCAAGGGGGUUGGAAGCAACGCGGCUGGCGCCAAGUAUGGCACCGGCUACUGUGAUGCACAGUGCCCGCAUGACAUCAAGUUCAUCGGGGGGAAGGCCAAUUCCAAGGACUGGAAGCCCAACCCUAAAGACUUCUCGAACAACAUGGGCAUUGGGCACUAUGGUGCUUGCUGUGCCGAGAUGGAUAUAUGGGAGGCCAACAAGAUGGCCACCGCUUACACCCCGCACCCCUGCCACAUUGACACCCCAGGGCAGUACAUGUGUGAAGGCACGGAGUGUGGCGACAAUGACAGUGGCGAGCGCUAUGAUGGAGUUUGCGACAAGGAUGGCUGCGACAUCAACCCUUUCCGAAUGGGCAACAAGACAUUCUAUGGCGCCUCGUCAAGUUACGUUGUCGACUCCUCAAAGCCGAUGACGGUGGUGACCCAAUUCAUCACCACGGAUGGCACCGACCUGGGAGACCUGUCGGAAAUCCGACGAUUCUACAUCCAGGAUGGGGAAGUCUUCGAGAGCCCUCCAAUCCCGAUUUUGCCAGGGAACCCAGAUUCCAUCACAGACCAGAUGUGCGAGGAUAAGAAGGCCCUCUUUGGGGACAUCAAUGACUUCAAGAAAAAGGGUGGCAACAAAGGCAUGGGCGAUUCACUUGACCGUGGCCAUGUGGCCGCGUUCUCGCUGUGGGAUGAUGUGGAUGUCAGUAUGAUGUGGCUGGACUCUUGCUUUCCCAGGGACAAGCCGUGCGCCGAUCCGGGAGUGCAGCGCGGCCUCUGCGAUGGGGAGCCGGAGAGCUUGCCCCGAAACGUGCGCAACGCUCAUCCGGAUGGCUCUGUCACUUUUGCCAACGUGGCGUUCGGGGAGAUUGGCACGACACAGUCUAUGUAUCCCGCACAUGCUACAACAACUACUACCUCUACGGCAGACCCCUGGAUUCCGGUGGAUGGUGGAGAGAGCCGUGCAUGCCGUGGAAGCGCUCCCGGUGAUAACUCAGGCAGCUACUACACUGUCAUCAAUGGCCUUGCCAGCAUUGACGCUUGUAAGGCAGAAUGUCUUGUGACCCCGGGCUGCCAAGGGAUCGAGUUCUCCAUUGCCGGGAGGUGCGAGGUUUGGAUCCGGCCUGAGGGAAUCCAGGCUUCCAUUCCUCUGCAGCGCUUUACAUGUCUUCGCUUUGAGGGCAAAGUGUCUACCACGCCAACGACGACACUGGGUGUGGGCUGGGCCCCAGUGAAUGGAGGCAGCGACAAUGCAUGCAGAGGGGCCAGCAUUGCUGAUAAUUCUCCCAGUCACUACAUUGUCAAAAGAGCUGCUACCUUAGGGGAGUGCAGAGACAUUUGCGAGCUCACAGCAGAGUGCAAAGGUGUCGAGUUCUCAGGACAAAGGUGCGAGGUGUGGGUCCGUCCAGAGGGCAUCCAGGCCUCGAAGCCCCUCGCAGGCUUCACGUGCCUGAGCUUCGACCGCCCCACAACGACCACCACGACCACCACUACAACUACAACGACUACAACGACUACGGCCUGUGCGGGUGCUUGGAAGCAAUGCGGAGGAAACAACCACAACGGCCCGACUUGCUGCACAUCCGGCUACACUUGUACCUUUGGAAACGAAUGGUAUUCGCAGUGCAAGCCGAACGCUGACAUGCAAUUGUCUCAGACCGCAAGCGGCAAGAAGAGUUCCAAGCAACGCUUUUUAGGUCCCAGCUUUGCACAAGCCAGAGCUCGCACAGAUCGCAAAGCAGCAGCCCCAGCAGCCCAUGUUGAGCUCUGA
Symbiodinium pilosum is the source of this 2268-nucleotide messenger RNA. The record is from the annotation of a GenBank genome assembly. NCBI's taxonomy places the organism in Eukaryota, Dinophyceae, Suessiales, Symbiodiniaceae.